This is a messenger RNA of Saprolegnia parasitica CBS 223.65, 1133 nucleotides long. RefSeq lists its product as hypothetical. The coding region runs from base 43 to 1074 and encodes 343 amino acids. The transcript has 6 exons. The record is from RefSeq and is a predicted model, not a curated record. NCBI's taxonomy places the organism in Eukaryota, Oomycota, Saprolegniomycetes, Saprolegniales, Saprolegniaceae.
GGCGUUCACAUACCAAAGCACCGCGCCGAGGAAGAAGUAGCGAUGUCCAAGGCCCACGAAAAGACGACCGGUCGCAUUAUCGUACCCCUGGACCUUCUCAACAUGGCCAAGUACUACAACGUCUGUCUAACUGAGACGCCAAACCUCCUGCCACUCAUCAAGCAAGCGGUCGAGACGCCAUUGCCGCCAAACUGGAUCGAGAUCGACGACACGGUGGACGAGGACGAACGCACAGAUACCGUGCCGUAUGCAGGCGCACCGCUCUAUAUGAACGAGCUCAGCGGGGUUGUUCAGCGUGAGCACCCUGCAGAUGCGUACUUUCGCAGUCAGAUUCAAGCCCAUCGACGCAAUGACGGACGGCGGGACGUCGCCAGCGCAUGGCUCGAGUUUCGUCGCGAGAACAACGAGAGCUAUUUCUACGACUUCGCCACCAACACGCAGCAGGAUGAAUUCCCGUUGACGGGCCUCGUGCCCAGCGCAACACACGUGCAAAUACCCAAGGAGGUGUUUGAACGCGCUGCCGAAAUCCACCGCCAGCCAAAGUCCAAAUCCAUUGACCGACUCGACAUUCUUUGCUUUCACGCGUGGUGGCACGAGACGUGUGACGGCGCGCCGGUGAAGCGCUAUGCCGACAUUUACUUUUCCAUUCGCACGAAACAUUUCCAGUUUGUUCUCGGUAACUCGGAGCACGUGUACACAAUCUCGCACAUCAAUGGCCGCGACAGCAAGCCGCUGGAGGCAUGGGAUCUCCACAUUGGGGCCAAAAUUACAAUUUUAGGCCGCCCAACAAGCCUCAUGAAGGCUAGCAUGCUGACACUACAGUGGCUGGAGAGCCAAGAGAAGCAGCUCCGCGCGAUUCAGGAAAAACUCAGUACAGAGCUCAAGAAAUACAACCCGCGCCAUUCCGACACCAAAUACAAACCCCCCAUCGAAAGCCCCGAGAUUCGCCUCCCACUGACGAGUCCUUGCUUGCGAGCAUUGCGCGAUGAAGUAGCGUACCUUCGCGAGAGCUUGGCCAAGUUCCGGCCCGACCUCGCCGGUAACCUCACGAAGUCGCUUCACCUCCCUGCAUGAUUGAUGAAUGAAUACACAUGCCAUAACAAUGACAAACAGCAAUGUGCACACUUAAAGCC